This is a messenger RNA of Raphanus sativus (radish), 1045 nucleotides long. Its product is annotated as 25.3 kDa vesicle transport protein SEC22-1-like. The record is from RefSeq and is a predicted model, not a curated record. The transcript is spliced from 6 exons. Gene Ontology annotation, molecular function: SNAP receptor activity. NCBI's taxonomy places the organism in Eukaryota, Viridiplantae, Streptophyta, Magnoliopsida, Brassicales, Brassicaceae. Gene Ontology annotation, cellular component: endoplasmic reticulum membrane; Golgi membrane; SNARE complex. Gene Ontology annotation, biological process: endoplasmic reticulum to Golgi vesicle-mediated transport; retrograde vesicle-mediated transport, Golgi to endoplasmic reticulum; vesicle fusion with Golgi apparatus. Bases 211 to 867 code for a protein of 218 amino acids.
UAGAUCGUCGUCAUAAAUUAACAUUUCAAACAACAAAAAAAUAAUAAUAAAUCAUCCCCCUUGAUAAACCCUUUAUUAAUUUUCUUUUUUAAUUUAUCUUUUCCUUCCUUGGAUCAUCGUCCUGGUUCUCAGAUCCUCAAAUCGAGAAGAACCAUUCAGUGAGUUUUGUUGUUAUUGGAGAAGAAGGGAAGGGAGUAAGGUCUAAUCAAGAUGGUGAAGAUGACAUUGAUAGCUCGUGUUACCGACGGCUUGCCUCUAGCCGAAGGUCUUGACGAUGGACGUGACUUACCAGAUUCCGACAUGUACAAGCAACAGGUCAAGGCCUUGUUUAAGAAUCUCUCCAGAGGUCACAACGAAGCUUCGAGAAUGUCCGUUGAGACUGGUCCCUAUGUUUUCCAUUACAUCAUAGAAGGACGUGUUUGCUACUUGACGAUGUGUGACCGCUCUUACCCUAAGAAACUGGCUUUCCAGUACCUGGAAGACCUCAGGAACGAGUUUGAACGUGUUAAUGGGCCUAACAUUGAGACAGCUGCUCGACCUUAUGCCUUUAUUAAGUUUGAUACUUUCAUACAGAAAACGAAGAAACUGUACCAAGACACUCGUACGCAACGGAAUAUCUCUAAGCUGAACGAUGAACUCUAUGAGGUUCAUCAGAUAAUGACGAGGAAUGUGCAGGAAGUCCUAGGUGUUGGUGAAAAGCUGGACCAGGUGAGCGAGAUGUCGAGCCGACUAACAUCUGAAUCUCGUAUAUAUGCUGACAAGGCUAAAGAUUUGAACCGUCAGGCUUUGAUCAGGAAGUGGGCACCAGUUGCCAUCGUGCUUGGAGUCGUGUUCCUUCUUUUCUGGGUCAAGAACAAGCUUUGGUAAGAAAGGAGGAACCUGAGGCUAGACUUCUCCAGACAUAUAUCGACCGGCACCAAAAAAUAUCUUGUUUUUUUUUUUUUUGAAAGUGAGACAUUGACACACAUUUUGUAGUAAUGCAAACUUUAUGAGACUAGUCAUAUGAAUCAUCCCAUCAAUACACUUUUUAAACCUUUGAUUUUCA